Ctenocephalides felis (cat flea) is the source of this 1409-nucleotide messenger RNA. It is a transcript of the gene beg, whose product is annotated as probable malonyl-CoA-acyl carrier protein transacylase, mitochondrial. NCBI's taxonomy places the organism in Eukaryota, Metazoa, Arthropoda, Insecta, Siphonaptera, Pulicidae. The transcript has 7 exons. Gene Ontology annotation, molecular function: transferase activity. The coding region runs from base 40 to 1254 and encodes 404 amino acids. The record is from RefSeq and is a predicted model, not a curated record.
UGUACAAUAUUCAUUAUAGUUCUUAGGUUAAGAUUUAUCAUGUCUUUAUACAAACCAAAGUCUUGCCUGCACAUAUUCUCAAAACAACACAUCCUCAGACAACUAAACUAUGUCAAUUACCGAAAAUUUUGCAAAGACGAAAAGCCCACAGACACUCCUCUAAAAAAUCUGCUAGAAAAUGCAGCAUCUUUCGAAGAUGCCAAACCACAAGUGCCAGAAGACGAAUGGGCUACUCUACCAUACCCUGAGGGGGCGAAAAUUAAUAGAGAUCAAUCUGCAAAAGCCCUAAGACCCUCCCUCGAUCCCAGAGAGACUUCGAUAAUAUGUUUCCCUGGACAGGGAAAUCAGUUUGUGGGAAUGGGGAAGAACUUGUAUAAAUAUCCAUUGGUUAAAGAUAUGUUUGAGAUGGCUAAUGAUAUAUUAAAAUAUGAUUUAAAAAAAAUAUGUUUUCAAGGACCGCAAAGUGAAUUAAACAAAACAGUACAUUGUCAGCCGGCUACAUUUAUUACAUCUUUAGCUGCUUUAGAAAAAUUAAAGGAAGAAAGACCGAAUGCAAUUGAUUCUUGUGUUGCGACUGCUGGCUACAGUUUGGGGGAGAUCACAGCGUUAGUCUUUGCUGGGGCCAUACCAUUUGAUAAAGGUUUGCGUCUUGUUCAGAUCCGAGCAGAAGCAAUGCAAAUGGCCAGCGAGAUGGUUUCAGGAGGCAUGAUGGUCGUCAUGUAUGGUCCUGAUUCUAAAAUUGGUAAAGCAUGUUUAGAUGCUAUUGAGCAUUGUAAAACAAAAGACUUGGAACACAUCGACUGUCGGAUAGCAAGUUUUAUGUACCCCCACUGUAAAGUAAUUGCUGGAAACACUGAGGCAUUACAAUUCAUAGAAGAACACAUGAAAGAUUAUAAAAUACGAAGAGUGAAAAAAGUGCAAGUCUCAGGGGCCUUUCACACACAAUUGAUGCUUCCGGCUAUUGAGCCUUUUAAAAAGGCUCUGAAGAAAAUCACUUUGGAGCUACCGAUUAUACCAGUUUAUUCAAAUGUUGAUGGAAAACAUUAUAAAAAUAUUACACAUAUUGAAAAACAAUUGCCAAAACAGAUUACAAAUGCCGUAAAGUGGGAACAAACUCUGCACAUUUUGUACGAACGGACACAAGGUAAACACUUUCCAAGAACCUUUGAAUGCGGUCCGGGCAAAAGUCUGACAACGAUAUUGAAACAAGUCAAUGCAAAAGCUUGGGACAGCUGUAUGAAUAUAGAAGCAUAGAAAGAUUUUUCCACAACUGUUGUUGAUCUAUAACUAGGAGCCCUAAGAAGAUAGGUUUUAGGAUUUAAGUGUUAAAAUGUUACUAUUUUUAUACAAAGAAAUAUAGAAAAAUUGUACUCAAAUAAAAUAUAUUAUUAUGUGAUACAUUUAUUAAU